AUGGAUCAGGUUCGAGUACAGACCGAACAGCUUCGUAUCGAAGCACAAGUUUCACGGAAGAAAGUGUCAGAGGUCUCAAAAGAUUUAAUAGAAUAUUGCGAACGGGAGAAGCAGCAUGAUAUGCUCGUCAGUGGACCUAUCGAUAAUCACAAUCCAUUUCAGGAAAAGAAAUCUUGUGCUGUACUUUAG
Brugia malayi is the source of this 189-nucleotide messenger RNA. RefSeq lists its product as uncharacterized. NCBI's taxonomy places the organism in Eukaryota, Metazoa, Nematoda, Chromadorea, Rhabditida, Onchocercidae. Gene Ontology annotation, biological process: G protein-coupled receptor signaling pathway. The transcript is spliced from 2 exons. Gene Ontology annotation, molecular function: G-protein beta-subunit binding. Gene Ontology annotation, cellular component: heterotrimeric G-protein complex. The record is from RefSeq and is a predicted model, not a curated record. The coding region runs from base 1 to 189 and encodes 62 amino acids.